Messenger RNA from Chenopodium quinoa (quinoa), 1975 nucleotides. RefSeq names its product oxysterol-binding protein-related protein 4B-like. The transcript is spliced from 7 exons. Gene Ontology annotation, molecular function: sterol binding. The record is from RefSeq and is a predicted model, not a curated record. Gene Ontology annotation, cellular component: cytosol; membrane; intracellular membrane-bounded organelle. NCBI's taxonomy places the organism in Eukaryota, Viridiplantae, Streptophyta, Magnoliopsida, Caryophyllales, Amaranthaceae. Bases 160 to 1269 code for a protein of 369 amino acids.
GAACUACCUCGCAUUCUCAAACCAUAAAGGCAGCAUAAACAUUUAAAACCUUGCUUAUUUAUUUGUCUUCUCAAUCAACACUUCAACACUUAGUAAUUUUUCACCCCUAAAAUAUCCACCUCUUUUCUUCUCUCUUCUUCUUCACCUCAUCAUAUCAUAAUGGUUCACGAUUUGAAGAUUGAGAACAAGAAGGAUGUCAUAUUAACAUCUCCACUCUCUCUAGAAGGGACAUCGGAUACCGAUUACAAGGCUCCCAAUAUUCUUCAAUUGAUUUUCAGUCUAUUCAAGAACAUUAGACUUGGAGCUGAUCUUACUCGUUUCAAUCUACCUCCCUUGUUAAAUCUUCCAAAAUCACAACUACAAUGCUACGGAGAAUUAGUCUAUUGUGUAAACAUGGACAUGCUUAGAAAAUGCACGACCGGAGAGAACGCUGUUGAUCGGAUGAUCUCCGUUGUUGCUUGGAAUCUCUCGACUGUUCGUAUGGUGGAGUUUGGAGUUGCCCCAUUCAAUCCCAUUCUUGGCGAAACUCACCAUGCGUCUAGAGGCACCUUCAACAUCCUAGCUGAACAAGUUUCUCAUCACCCGCCAGUAGCCGCGAUGCAUGGAACUGACGAGGCUAACAAUAUUGAGCUCAUUUGGUGCCAACAUGCUGUUCCUAAAUUCUAUGGAACUGUCAUAGAUGCAGUGAUCCAUGGAAAAAGGAGGCUAAAUCUACUAGAAAAGGGAGAAAGUUAUGUGAUGAACUCUCCAAUACUACAAUAUAGGUUAUUACCAAAACCAGGUACUUCUUGGGUGGGAAAUGUAAAGAUUAAGUGCCAAGAAUCAGGUCUUGAAGCUGAGCUACACUUUAAAAGUGGUUCUUUUUUAGGUUUUGGAGGAGGCAAUGGGGCUAUCAAAGGCAAGAUCUUUGAUUCGUCGAAGAAGUUAUUUGAAAUAUAUGGCCAUUGGGACAGGUGUGUAUAUAUAAAAGAUACUACGGAUGGGAAAACCAAAGUCCUAUACUGUCCAAAAGAGGGAGUGUGGCAAAGUGAAUCAGCAGUCGUGUGGGCAGAAGUGAGCAAAGCUAUUCUAAGCAAAGAUUGGGACAAAGCAAGAGAGGCAAAGAGAGCAGUGGAAGAGAAGGAAAGAGAACUCCUGAAGCAAAGGAAAUCAAUGGGAGAAGACUGGAUUCCCAAGCACUUUAAUUUGUCUUACACCCCAGAUUCUGGUUGGGAUUGCUCCCCUAAGGAAAAGAUAGUUCCACCGGCUUCGAUCAUCUUUCCUAUUUAAACUUUCUACGUAUACUAUUUCGUUCGGUCUGAAUUUAAUGGUCACUACAUUACUAGUUUAAUUUACAAAAUAAAGGUGAUGACAAUUAAUAAAUUCAAAACAAAGGAUUCUAUGUAUCAUGUUAACAUGAAUUACUUCCUCUAUUCUUUCUUACUUGACCUAAUUUGGCUUUUGCACUAUUCACACACUCACUUUUGACCUUGUUUUUGUGAUUUAUAUGUAGAGGUGGUCAACAAUAGCCUAGCAUGCUAGCGGCUAGCCUGAUUGAUUCGGUCCGGCUUGAAAAAAGUGCGGGUUUAAGCAAGACUAAAAACGCAUUAAAAGUUCUUCAAAACUAGAGUCCGACCCAAAAAAAAAAAGCCCACAUUAGCAUGAUAAACCCGACACUAUUUUGCUGGUUUGGGUACAAGAUUUUAUGCAUUAUUGUUUCGUGAACAUGGAAAAUAAUCAUAAAUAAUUAGUUUAUUUAAGUGAAGGUGAAAAUAAAAUUGUGUUUAUGUUACGAUAAAUGAGAAAGAUUUGAUAUGAUUUGGUUAGGAUACUUAGUUGGCAAAGAUAAGUUAUAUGUUAAGUAGAUAAUAUUCUUAAUAUUCUUGCCAUAAUUAUCUUGUACUCGAUUAUAUAUUUCGGCCAAAAGCCAUGAAUGAAGGCUAAGCAAAUAUUCUUGAUUAUUGUUUCACAGUUUACCUGUAUUUUCCGUUUCCUU